AUGGGGAUCUCCCAGUCAAAACGGGGUGAAUAUAGGACCCACAAGAGCAGAUGGAAUACAGAUGGAAAUGGCAGGAGUUUUGAGCAUGGCACUUACCAGGCAUCUGGAAGCCACAGAGGCCUCAUUGAGCCCAAGAAACUGCCAAACCCAGUGAAGGAAUCCAAGCACCACCGGGAGAUGCACCGAGAAUUGCUUUUCACUCAUAGGAAGGGGUUGUUUCCAGAACACAAGCCUGAGCUUCAGAGAGUAUUAGAAACCAGGAGACUCAAGCAGCUGAAGCAACAGGAAGAGAAACAUACACCCUUAAAAGACCUGGAAGAAGAGCUAAGAAAAAGACAGAAGAAACUUGACCAGUAUGAACAAGAGGUCCUGAAUGGGGAGCAAGAAGACAGGCCUGAAUUCAUCCUCGUCAAAGAAAGCCUUAAAAAGAUUAAACUGUCUCCAGAAACAGGCAUCAUGUAG
Molecule: messenger RNA, 462 nt
Organism: Eublepharis macularius
Lineage: Eukaryota; Metazoa; Chordata; Lepidosauria; Squamata; Eublepharidae
Product: protein FAM107B-like
Exons: 5
Coding region: 1-462 (153 amino acids)
Source: RefSeq, a predicted model, not a curated record